Molecule: messenger RNA, 2184 nt
Organism: Rhodotorula toruloides NP11
Lineage: Eukaryota; Fungi; Basidiomycota; Microbotryomycetes; Sporidiobolales; Sporidiobolaceae
Product: zinc finger, LIM-type protein
Exons: 3
Coding region: 1-2184 (727 amino acids)
Cellular component (GO): Z disc; nucleus
Molecular function (GO): transcription coregulator activity
Source: RefSeq, a predicted model, not a curated record
AUGCAGGGCCAAUGGUGCUACGACGGUCCCGAUACCCGUGGAACACGCCCGACGGGCGUCUGGACGAGCGUUCCCGUCGAAGGGGGCGGUGCACACCUGUCCUCCGUCGCUCCAUCCGGCUACACGGGCACAGAGGCGUCGUUUAGUGGGACAGGGUACCGAGCAGGACAAUCAGAGACGCCCGUCAUGCCGGUAUCGCAGUUUAGCGCUCUUCCCGGACCCCAUCCCGCAUCCUCGUCUUCCUUCGCUCUUCCUCAGCUUUUCACUCCCUUCACCGACUCGACGACCCACAUGUCUCGUCGGGCCUCUACUCAGCCGAUGAUCGAUCGACCCGAAGCAGCUACCGCUCCCCCUGCCGCCACCGACCGUACCACCGCCGCCGCCCUCGUCGCCUUCCACCGCGAACUCGUCGCCUACUACUGGCACUACGCCCAGCAAGGCUACGUUGCGCCGUUGACGGCUCCGCAAGGGACAGAAGAGCAUCAGCGGCAGGUCGCAGCCCGCACGGAGGCAGUCCAGUGGGCGCGGCAAUGCGGGAUCGUGGUGGUCGAGCCGUCGGUCCCUCAGGCGGGCAUGAGAAACGAAAGUCUCAGCAGGACGCCAGGCCUGCAGGCUGAAGGUCGAAGCCAGGGGACCGCCUCGCGACCCCUAACGCCUGCUCUUUCCGUCUCUGCACCGUCUCUACACCAAUCAUCGGCGCCCGCCCCGCUUCCAGCGCGGUCGACUGUCGAUGAAACCUCGCAACCAGCUCCCCUCACUUCCACCGCGCCUCAUGCUUCGUUAGCCCGAUCCGCCUCUCUCCCUCCAUCAACCGCGCCUCUCCCGCCAGCGCCAUCAUCGCAAGCGACACUCGACUUUGCCGUCCGCGACACCACAACAAUUCCAACAGCUCGAGCAUUGUACGAGGCACGAGCUUCCGCAUCAAGCGCCCCUCUGCCGUCUUCAUCGGCGGCGAAGCGUCCGCUUCCGCUUCCUCCGCUGUCGUCCGCAACCACGAAUUUGCCAAAGCUGCCGCGCACGACCGAUGUGACGGAGCGCUUGGCCGAUUUGUCGUUGAAUGCGGGACCGAAAGCAGUGGAGGAGACGAGCUUCGCGCCGGCUGUCCCUUCGUUCUCCUUCGACGGACCAGACGAAGACGAGGAGCGAAGCCCGCCACCCGCCAAGCCGCCGAUACCUUCUUUCUCUUUCGGACAAGAUGACGGCGAAACGACCUCUGGCCCUGCCAUUCCCUCCUUCUCUUUCGCCGACGAGGACGGUCCCGCUAAACCUCCGCAACAAUCCAACACGCGACCCCGCCCACCACCGCUUCACCCUCGCUAUGACCCGUCCCAUCCUUCGCACGCCCUCUAUCACCCUACCUCGGGCGGCCACGCAAUUCCCGAAGCCGGCACGAUCGUCUGUACCGCCUGUCAUCAACCCAUCUUCGGCCGCGUCCUCGUCGCGCUCGCUCGCCAGUGGCAUCCUGACUGCUUUCGAUGUGCGGAGGAAGGAUGCGGAGCGCGACUGGAGGUCAUGGAGUUCGAAGGGACGCCGGAGGAUUGGGAGAACGAUGCGGCGUCGAGCGAAGGUGACGACGACGAAGGGGAAGGCGAGAGGAAGGGAAGCUUGGAGGGCAGAGCUUGGUGCAUGGUUCACUUCGAGGAACGCUUCGCUCUUGAAUGCCAUCACUGCCGGACGCCUAUCGCUUCUGCCGACUACGUUCCCGUCUCCGAUCCGUCCCUCCCCCCGCGAUCCGACUAUCGCCAUCCUUCUACACGCUACUACCACCCUCUCCACUUCUUCUGCGCCGGUUGCGGCGACCCUUUCAUCGAUCCUGUCGCGUACGAAUCCCGCUCCGCCACGUCUCCGCCUGUCGAAGCGCGAUCUUAUGUACCGCGCGAAGGACACCCAUACUGUGUUAACUGCGACUUGCGAAUGUGGCGACCGAGGUGUCCCGGCUGCCAGAAAGGAUUGAGGGAGGAAGACGGGUUCCUCGAGGUGGAAGGCGCCGGCCGAUGGCACGAAGGGUGCUUCAAGUGCUCGCGGUGUGCGAAGCCUCUCACCGGUGUCUAUCUCCUGCGCCGUUCGCCCGCCAGCGGCGACACUCACACCGACGACGACCCGGUGCAAGAGCUGCCGCACUGUGCGGAGUGCUACGAUAUCCGAGCGAAGGAGCAGGCGGAAGCAGCGGUGCUUCAGCGGUAG